CCCAUCACGGCCACGCUGAUAAGAGCUAAAACGACGACGACCUUCAUCUCGGAGGGUGUUUGGGGGUAAAAGGUACAGAGCGCAGGGAGGAGCUCGCUGACACCCGCAUGGAAACAUAGGAAACCGCCGCUGCAACAGGUAGACCUUCAGCUAACACAACUCCAGCGUCGCUAACCGUUUCGGAACCAUCUUCCAAGUUCUUCCUGCACGCCAUGAAGGUGCAGUUUGUGAUUCCCAUGACCCUCAUGGUGUCGGUUGCUUUGGUGGGGGUGAUGAGAAUGCGGAGGAAAGACCACGAGAAGGACGACAAGCGUGUCAGGUUUCAGGACAUCAAGUUGAAGGUAACCAACGACGUGCUGACGGAUUACCAGAAUGAGAUGGCGGAAAAGCAGCACACGAAGGAGAAGAUCGAGGGCGAGCAGAAGACCCUGGAGGAACAGGUGGUCAUCCUCCAGACCAAACUGGACUCCACAAAGGGAUCCGCCAAUGAGUGCCAGGGCAAUCAGAAAUCUUCUCAAGAUCAGCUGGCAGUAACAGAAACUGAUAUGAAUAAGCUUAAAGAUGAAGCCGAGAAAGAAACGGGGGUCUGGAAGUCAGAAAUUGCUGCAUUGCAGCAGCAGCUUGCAGGACCAAGCGCUGUUUGCAACUUUUUGAAAGAAGCGCCAGAGGCAGCGAGAAAUAUGUGCCCUAAUAAAGAAGCCCCCAAGCAAGAGGCCCCUAAACAAGAGGAGGCCCCCAAAAAAGAAGAGGCCCCUAAACAAGAGGAGGCCCCUAAACAAGAAGAGGCCCCCAAAAAAGAGGAAACCCCUAAAAAAGAGGAGGCUCCCAAACAAGAAGCAAAAGCAGAGGUCCCAGAGCCAAAGAAAGAGGCCAGAAGAUGAGAGGACCCAUAAUUGAAGGAGUUUGCACUUUACAGGAUAUCCUAGGUUCAAGCAAAGACAGUAAACGUUUAUAUUUGUCCACUAGAAUGCUUACAAGAUCAGUUUAGUUUUUUUUAUAGAAGAUGGUUAAAUGGAAAAAGAAGAAUAUGUUACAUAUUUACGAAUGUUAGAGUUUACCAGGUUGCUGCAUGUUUGUGCAGAGGCAGACUUCAAGUUUAAUGUCAUUAUUAUUAUUAAAGGAAAAUUCUGUACAGCUUGAAUGCAUAAUAAGGUGGUAGAGUUUUCCACUCUGAUUGUGCCUUAUUUAGGAAUUCCAUUUAGGACAUUUUUCCAUGGUAACCAGGUCAUUUCCAAAGAAAAUAGUAUUUUAACUUUGGUUCUUGAUCAGUCUUCACCAAGCAUUUAGUGCUUGCAAAGUUUGUUCACCACACACUGUACUGCAUUUAUAAUGUGUAAAAAAUAAGGAGAGCCAAGGCAUCUUCCUUAACCAUUUAUUAAUUUGAACUGAAAUCUUAACCCUAGGCCACAAUUGGAAGGACGACCAUUUCCUAUUGGAACUAGAAAUAUGAUUCAAAUAGGAGCAAAUUUAACUCUCAAUAUCUUAACUGGAAAAAUAAGGCUUCUGACCGACUAGAGUGAAAGGACAGUGGAGCCUUGAUCUUUAUGAUCACACUAAGUGUUUAAUCUAGCAUGUGAAGUCUUUUUCUUAAAAUUUAUUUAUUUUUAUUUAGGAGAAGAAACAAUGCCAAUGUGUGAUGGUAGUUGUGUGUUGGGAAGAAAUGGUAGUUAACAAAUUUUCUUUUACUCCCCCUUUUUCUUUGUGGACAAUUUGAGAUUAUAGUUUGGUUUAAGGUUUCUGAAGGCUACUUGUUUCCAGGAAGUACACAGACAGGAAUGUACUUACUUGUUUUAAACAGUGGUUUACUUGUUUUGUAAUAAGAGUUUUUUCAUUCUAAUUCUGAAGUGCUAUUUUUUUUUGUUGCUGCUUCACUUUAUCAAUAAAAAAAACAUGAAAAAAG
Oryzias latipes (Japanese medaka) is the source of this 1900-nucleotide messenger RNA. RefSeq lists its product as uncharacterized. The record is from RefSeq and is a predicted model, not a curated record. Lineage: Eukaryota; Metazoa; Chordata; Actinopteri; Beloniformes; Adrianichthyidae.